UUCUCCAUCUUUUUUAUCCUAAAAUUGCAAAAUGCAAGAAAGAAAAAUCUUCCUCCAAGUCCACCAUUUUUACCAAUUAUUGGACACCUCCAUCUCCUCAAAUCUCCAAUUCACCAAACCUUCAAAUCACUUUCUAGCAAAUAUGGCCCUAUUAUAUACCUACAUUUUGGUACAUCUAAAGUGAUAAUAGUCUCCUCCGCCUCAAUCGCAGAGCAAUGCUUCACGAAAAAUGACAUUAUUUUCGCGAAUCGACCAAAAUCUCUAGCUAGUAAACACCUUGGCUAUAACCACACAACAAUUGGAUUCUCACCUUAUGGUGACCAUUGGCGUAAUCUUCGCCGCAUUUCUAACAUUCAAAUAUUUUCCACUUUUACCCUCAACAAUUCCUCUUCCAUCCGCACUGAAGAAGUCCAAUUCGUGGCUAAAAAAUUAACCUUAGACUACAAAGGAGGAAUUACUCAAAAAGUGAAACUGAAAAUUCUAUUUGAGAAAUUAGUGUACGAUGUGUUAACGAAAAUGGUUGCAGGUAAACAUUGGGCCGAGCCAUCGACUGAUGACUUGUUCGGCCCAACUAUGAUUAUGAAUAUUUGUGAUUAUAUUCCAGUACUUAAAUGGGUUGGAUUUCAAGGAUUGGAGAAGAAUUUGGUGGAGUUGAAGAUAAGAAGAGAUAAAUUUCUUCAGGGCUUAAUCGAUGAAUGUCGAAAGAGCAGAGCUGAUAAGAAAACAAUAGUUCAUACGUUGUUGUCUUUGCAGAGAGAGCAGCCAGAAUGUUACACAGAUGAUAUUAUUAAGGGUGUCAUAAUGGUAAUGUUCACUGCUGGAACACAUACAUCAGCUGUAACAAUGGAAUGGGCAAUGUCACUGUUACUAAAUCAUCCAGAGGUAAUGAAAAAGGCAAGACUCGAAAUCGACAGCCUCAUCGGAGAAACACGUCCAUUAGAGGAACCAGACAUCCUUAAAUUACCAUAUUUGCGUUGCAUAAUCAAUGAAACAUUAAGGUUAUUUCCUGCUGGACCACUUUUAGUCCCACAUUUUUCAACACAAGAUUGUACUAUUGAAGGUUACCAUAUUCCUAAAGGUACAAUAUUGUUUGUAAAUAUUUGGGAAAUUCAAAGGGAUAGUAAAAUUUGGGAAGAGGCAAAUGAGUUUAAGCCAGAGAGAUUUGUAGGGGGAAUUGAAGGGUGUAAAUUUAUACCAUUUGGUAUGGGGAGAAGGGCUUGCCCUGGUUCUGGGCUUGCUAUGAGGUUGAUUGGUUUGGUUUUGGGCUUAUUUAUUCAGUGUUUUGAGUGGGAAAGAAUUGGGGAUGAAUUGGUGGGUUUAGAUGAAAGUUGUGGGCUUAUGUUAAGUAAACUUGAGCCUUUGGAGGCAUCGUAUAGGCCUAGAGAGUCCAUGGUUACACUCCUUUCUCAACUUUGA
This is a messenger RNA of Solanum verrucosum, 1416 nucleotides long. Its product is annotated as cytochrome P450 81C13-like. The coding region runs from base 517 to 1416 and encodes 299 amino acids. The record is from RefSeq and is a predicted model, not a curated record. Gene Ontology annotation, molecular function: iron ion binding; monooxygenase activity; oxidoreductase activity, acting on paired donors, with incorporation or reduction of molecular oxygen. Lineage: Eukaryota; Viridiplantae; Streptophyta; Magnoliopsida; Solanales; Solanaceae. The transcript has 2 exons.